Messenger RNA from Punctularia strigosozonata HHB-11173 SS5, 6808 nucleotides. Its product is annotated as DUF1744-domain-containing protein. The coding region runs from base 1 to 6675 and encodes 2224 amino acids. The transcript has 9 exons. Gene Ontology annotation, biological process: leading strand elongation; mitotic cell cycle; DNA replication. Lineage: Eukaryota; Fungi; Basidiomycota; Agaricomycetes; Corticiales; Punctulariaceae. Gene Ontology annotation, molecular function: zinc ion binding; single-stranded DNA 3'-5' DNA exonuclease activity; DNA binding. The record is from RefSeq and is a predicted model, not a curated record. Gene Ontology annotation, cellular component: epsilon DNA polymerase complex; nucleus.
AUGGCCCGAGGCACAUUCGGACUCACGUCCUCGCGAGGGAGGGGACGCGGACGCGGACGUGGCGGCGCGCGGGGCGGAAACGGCAACGCGGAUGCACCGGCACCACAGAGGGACGAGGAUGGAACGCAGCUGGCGGAGCGGUUCGAGCAGGUUCGGGCGAACGACGAAGUCGACGAGAAGCUGGGGUUUGCGCGCGUGCAGGAGGGCGGGAGGCGGGAAGGGUGGCUGGUCAAUAUGCAUCCUACAUUGAUGAAGGACCCCGAUUAUGCCGGUGGAAAAGCUGCCGUUGAUUUCUAUUUCAUACAAGACGAUGGUGGGAUGUUCAAGGCAACCCUGCUAUACGAGCCUUACUUCAUGAUUGCGUGCAAGUCGGGCAUGGAGAACACCAUCGAGGAAUGGCUCAUGAAGAAGUACGAAGGGCUCAUUGUCCGCAUCUCCCGCGAACGCAAACAGGAUCUCAAGGUUCCCAACCACCUCGUCAACCCCGGCCGCCUCUUUCUUCAGCUCUGUUUUCGCAACGUGUCCGACCUCCUCACUGUCCGACGGGAGAUCGUGCCGCUCGCGCUCGCCAACGGCGCCAAGCGCGACGCUGUGGACGCGUAUGCCGAGGUCGUGAACGCGACCGCCAACGGCACGGGCUCAAUGCACCUCGAUGUGGACGUGGAUAUGGACGAGAUCGACGGGUACAACGCCCCUGGCGCGCGCGACCGCGAUCCCCGUGAAGGCAUCAUCGACGCGCGCGAGUAUGAUGUGCCGUACUACCUUCGUGUCGCGAUCGACAACGACCUCCGGGUCGGGCUCUGGUACGCCGUCACGCUGACCGCAGGCCAGCCGUCGUUCGCGGUGCUCCGGGAGCGGGUGAAGCGCGCGGACCCCGUCGUGAUGGCGUACGAUAUCGAGACGACGAAGGCGCCGCUCAAGUUCCCGGACCAGGCGACGGACCAGGUGAUGAUGAUCUCCUACAUGAUCGACGGCCAGGGGUACCUCAUCACGAACCGCGAGAUCGUGAGUGAGGACAUCGAGGAUUUUGAGUAUACACCCAGGGAAGGGUACGAGGGCCCGUUCACGGUGUUUAACGAGCCGGACGAGCCGAGCACGAUCAUGCGCUGGUUCAGGCAUGUGCAAGAGGUCAAACCGACGGUCAUGGCCACGUUCAACGGCGACUUUUUCGAUUUCCCGUUUCUGUGCGCGCGGGCAAAGGUGCACGGGAUCGACAUGUUUCAGGAGAUCGGGUUCGCGAUCGAUAAUGAGGAGGAGUUCAAGAGUCGGAGCUGCGUGCACAUGGACUGCUUCAGAUGGGUGAAGCGGGACUCGUAUUUGCCGCAGGGGAGUCAGGGCUUGAAGGCGGUGACGACCGCAAAGUUGGGGUACAACCCGAUCGAGUUGGACCCGGAACUCAUGACUCCGUACGCCCUGGAGCAGCCGCAAGUGCUUGCGCAGUACUCCGUGUCCGAUGCGGUGGCGACGUAUUACCUGUAUAUGAAAUACGUUCAUCCGUUUAUCUUCUCCCUGUGCAACAUCAUCCCACUCAACCCCGACGAGGUGCUGCGCAAAGGUAGCGGAACGUUGUGCGAGACCUUGCUCAUGGUGGAAGCCUACAGAGGGCAUAUCAUCAUGCCUAACCGACAUGAAGAAGAGCACGGCAAUAUGUACGAAGGGCAUUUACUAGCCAGCGAGACGUACGUCGGCGGACACGUCGAAGCUCUGGAGGCGGGCGUUUUCAGGAGCGACAUCCCGACGCACUUCAAGAUCGAUCCCACAGCGGCACAAGAGCUGAUUGAUCAGCUCGACGCCGCCCUCGAAUUCUGCAUCACCGAAGAGUCGAAAGCGUCCCUCGAGGACGUGACAAACUACGACGAGGUCAAGGGCCAGAUUCAGGCCAAGCUGGAGGAGAUGCGUGAUAACCCGCUCCGGAUGGACAAGCCCCUCAUCUACCACUUGGACGUCGCCGCCAUGUACCCCAAUAUCAUGUUAUCCAACCGGCUCCAGCCGGACUCGAUCGUCGACGAGGCGACCUGCGCCGUGUGCGACUACAACCGGCCGGGCAAGACCUGUGACCGCAAACUCACCUGGGCGUGGCGCGGAGAGUUUUUCCCCGCCCACCGCGACGAGUUCAACAUGAUCCGUCACGCGCUGAACCAGGAGAGUUUCCCGCCGAAGAAACCCGGUUGGCCCCAGCGGCGAUUCACGGACUUGAGCGAGGCGGAGCAGACGGCGUUAAUGCACAAGCGGCUGGGCGACUACUCGCGGAAGGUGUACAAGAAGACGAAGGACACGAAGGUGGAGGAGCGCGAGAGCAUCAUCUGUCAGCGGGAGAACCCGUUCUACGUCGACACCGUCCGCACGUUCAGAGACCGCCGGUACGAGUACAAGGUGCUCCACAAGACGUGGAAGAAGAAUCUGGACAAGGUGGCGGCAGAGGGAAAGGGUAUCGCAGAGGUGGACGAGGCGAAGAAGAUGAUCGUGCUCUACGACUCGCUCCAACUGGCGCACAAGUGCAUUCUCAAUUCGUUCUACGGCUAUGUCAUGCGCAAGGGGGCGCGCUGGCACUCCAUGGAGAUGGCGGGAAUAACCUGUUUGACGGGCGCGAAGAUCAUUCAAAUGGCGCGCCAGCUCGUAGAGAGGAUAGGCAGGCCCCUUGAGCUGGACACCGACGGUAUCUGGUGUAUGCUGCCUGGAACAUUCCCCGAGGACUUCAAGUUCAAGCUCAAGAGCGGAAAGCCAAUAGGUUUCUCGUACCCUUGCACGAUGCUCAAUCAUCUCGUUCACGCACAAUUCACGAACCAUCAGUACCACGACCUCGACCCGGAAACGGGGGAGUACAAGGUCCACAGCGAGAACUCCAUCUUUUUCGAGCUGGAUGGCCCGUAUAAAGCCAUGAUCCUUCCCAGUUCGAAGGAGGAGGAUAAGCUCCUGAAGAAGCGAUACGCGGUUUUCAACGACGAUGGGUCGCUAGCGGAAUUGAAGGGGUUCGAGGUCAAGCGGAGGGGCGAACUGCAGCUCAUCAAGAUUUUCCAGAGCCAAAUCUUUGAGAAGUUCCUGUUGGGCACGACGACUCAGGAGUGCUACGCGGCGGUGGCGCAGAUUGCGGAUCGUUGGCUGGACGUGCUGUACAGCAGAGCAGACGAUUUGAGCGACGAGGAGCUAGUCGAACUUAUCGCGGAGAAUAGGAGCAUGAGCAAGACGCUGGCUGAGUACGCUGGUCAGAAGUCGACGUCGAUCAGCACUGCGAAGAGGCUGGCCGAGUUCUUAGGCGAUCAGAUGGUGAAGGACAAGGGCUUAGCCUGCAAGUUCAUCAUCUCGCAAAAGCCGAUGGGGGCACCUGUGACGGAGCGUGCGGUGCCUGUCGCCAUCUUCUCGGCGGAGGAGAGCGUCAAGCGCACCUAUCUCCGGAAAUGGCUCAAGGACAACAGCCUGGCGAACUUCGAGCUGCGGACCAUCCUUGACUGGGAUUACUAUAUCGAACGUCUCGGCUCGGUCAUUCAAAAGCUCAUUACCAUUCCCGCGGCAAUGCAGAAGGUGCCGAAUCCCGUACCCCGCAUCCGUCACCCCGACUGGCUUCAUCGGCGUGUGAUGGCCAUCGACGACAAAUUCCACCAGCGCAAGGUGACAGACUUCUUUGCUAAGCCGCCCGCCGAAAGUUCAACUCAGCCGAUGGACGUGGACAUGGAGGACAUCGGAAGUGCGAAGGACCGCUCCGACCGUCCGCGCAUUGCAAUCGUCAAUCGCAAGCCGCGGAAGAAACAGCAGCGAGAGGCCACGCCCGAAGAAGUCAGGAAACCGCUCCCAAAUCCGUCGAUCAGCUACUCGGCGUGGAUCAAGGCGAUUAGGCCGCGGUGGAAGGAGAAGCUUCAAGCGCGCUGGGGCUCUUCAGGCUCGUCUUCUGUCGUCGCGCCCGCCAUGUUCCGCGGCGCGAAGGUCAAGACAAACCGGCGUUGGGAUGUCGUGCAUAUUCGCCCAACGAAGAUCCCUGGACGGUUCAUGCUGUGGCUCAAUGUAGAUGAGCGACUUGUGCCUAUCCCGCUGAGGAUUCCUCGGGAGUUUUACAUCCAUACGAGGACGCCGCCGAAGGAAGGUACCCUGGUCAGUGAACUGUGGACAGCUGAGAAGGUGGUGCGAGGACUUCCGCGAGGAGCACCGUGCGUCAAUUUGUACAAGAUCACUGCACGAGAAGACGUGUACGAGGAAUGCCAAGAGCAGUUCAUCGAUCUCACGAACGAUCCGAAUGUCGAUGGCGUCUAUGAGUUGCAGGUUCCUUUGAUUACUCGGGCGCUUAUCAGGCUUGGCAAGACUUGCACUGUCACCGACCCUAGUAUGACCUUGAACCGAGCCCAAGGCACGGGUCUGGACCUUUAUCAACUAGAACGCGCGGAGGAACCUACUUCAUCAGAGGCCAAGUACCUCGACAGAGGUCGCGCCGGGAAAUACGUCUUCUUGUACCAUGCAAUGGCCGCUACCGCACCGGUACACGUCUUUGCCUUGUUCUUCCCCGACGGUCCGGUCAGGCUUCACGUCGUCGAUCCUGCCACUCGUCGUCAACCAAUCUCUCGGCUACCCGAGACCUACGUCGAAUUCCUGAAGAAGCGGGAACAAACCCUGGGCAAAAGCAUCUCCAUGGAGUACCCCGUAUCUCGCGAGUUUACGACGACAUAUCACGGCAACGACGUGACCGCGUUGAAGGCCAUAUCGCGCGAGCUCGGCUUGAUGGAGAAUCGAUCGUUCACCGUAGUCAUCUCGUCGUUGAAGGAUCAAGCUUACUUCGAUGCGAAUGUGCCGAGGCUAGCCAAUUUUCCCGUUUGGACCAUGCCGCAGGCCAAGUCGGCUCACUCCUUGGACGUCUUCCCAUGGCAAUCCAGCGUGGCGCAGAAGAUGGUCAUUCGUUACCUGACGGUUGCAAGCUGGAUAGACGCCUCUGUUGCGCUCGCCACCUACUACGACGUCCCGAUGGGGCAUGUGGAGGGCGACCAGCCAUUAUUACUCGCGGACAUCGAUUUUGCUCGUCGGUUGACAAAGGAGGACCUGGUGCUGUGGUGGUCGCCAGGAGAUCUUCCUGACCUGGGCGGAAUACAGGACGAUAAGAGGCCGUCGGAGCCCCUUCCUGGCACCGAGUUCCUUUCCCCCGGAUGCUAUUUCAACGUCUGUCUGGAGAUCGAAGUCCGGAAUCUUGCGGUGAACGCUAUCCUCCAUUCCGUCAUCGUCAACGAGCUGGAAGGAAGUGGAGGUGCGACGGCAUUCGAUUCUACCUCCCAUACCUUGGAUGAGUACGUGGGCGGCGACGCUCAGAGGGACCUGACUCUCGGCGAAUCCAACGUUUCGCCAAAGACCUUCGGUAUACUGAAGGCUAUGGUCAAGACAUGGCUCUUGGACAAAAUCCAGAACAAUAUCUCGCCCUCCUCUUUGACUAUCGAUCACUUCUGGCGCUGGAUCAGUUCCAGUGUUUCCCAUUUAUACGACCCAAGCAUCCACCGCUUCGUUCAUGGGUUGAUGCGGAAGACAUUCAUACAACUGUUGGCUGAGUAUAAACGCUUGGGAUCUCAUGUGGUUUACGCCGACCUCAGUCGCAUCCUUCUCGUGACGUCCAAGCCUCCCGGUACGGCCGAUGCUUACGCGACCUACAUCAACACCGCCGUCCAGUCCAACGAACUUUUCCAACACAUCUGGCUCAAAACCGAACGUUUUUACGACUUCCUCCUGUUCAUGGAUCCUGCAAACCUGGGCGGCGUCGUAUGCGAGAAUCCGAAAGCCGUUGAACCUCCAGAAGAGAUCGUCAUCGAGAUGCAGUGGAAUAUCCAGAAUUUCCUCCCUCCCGCCAUCCAGAAAGACUUCGCCAGUAUCGUGCGCUACUUCAUGAUUGAACUGUACCGCAGCCGUCAGAAGUCGGACAAAGUGGCGCGCACUCCACUUCGCAUCCUCCCGAAUGGUGCCCUCGACGCCACCCAGAGGGACGCGGCCAAGGUCAAGGAGAUGGAGCUCACGCGAGAAUUCAUUGCCCGGCGGUUGACGCGGAAGCUGUUGCGGAUGGUGGGAUCCAUCCAGGACCGCCAUAAGCACGCGAUGAUGGAGGACAACCUGGCCGAUUGGGACUUCCCCGUCCUCCCAGGCUCGCACCUUCGGCUUUACGACCCCGUACUUGAGUUCGUCAAGUUCGUCUGCGCCGUGCUGGCGCUCGCGAAGGAGUACCAGAUCGAGGUCGGUCUCCUCCGGAGAAGCGUUCUAGAGCUCACGGGCGUUCGCGAGUUCUCGAACGACGCGGUAUUCCGCCAGCCAUGCGAACCCCUGAAGCUGUCGAACGUUCCCUGCAAGCACUGCGACAGCCUUCGCGACUUCGACUUCUGCCGCGAUCCCGAGCUCCUUCCCAGCGGCCUCCGCUCAACGACCAAAUGGCUCUGCGGAAAUUGCGGGGGAGAGUAUGAUCGGACGGCCAUCGAGUUCGCGCUGAUCGACCUUCUCUUCGGUCUCGAGCGGACGUUUGCCCAGCAAGACCUGCGCUGUACGAAGUGCAAGCAGAUCCAAUCCGACAACGUCUCGCGUCAUUGCCAAUGCUCGGGAAGCUACCAGCUGACCAUCAACAAGGCGGACGUCCGUCGCAAGCUGAGGACGAUGGUCAACGUCGCCAUCUUGCACAACUUGCAUCGUCUAAAGGAAUGCGCGCAGACUGCACUCAACGACUGGUAAUGAAUCUGGAGCCGUUUCCUCGUGUUUACAUUCUAUCUAUCUGUCCGCAUUGUUGUCUUUACCAUCCGAGUCUCUGCACGUUGUGAACUUAAGGAUAAACCCAUGUGUAUUGUAUUGAACUCGCAUUUAUCGC